This is a messenger RNA of Aricia agestis (brown argus), 2581 nucleotides long. RefSeq names its product cyclin-dependent kinase 14 (gene Eip63E). Bases 122 to 1615 code for a protein of 497 amino acids. Gene Ontology annotation, molecular function: ATP binding; cyclin-dependent protein serine/threonine kinase activity; cyclin binding. Lineage: Eukaryota; Metazoa; Arthropoda; Insecta; Lepidoptera; Lycaenidae. Gene Ontology annotation, biological process: protein phosphorylation. The transcript is spliced from 11 exons. Gene Ontology annotation, cellular component: nucleus; cytoplasm; cytosol. The record is from RefSeq and is a predicted model, not a curated record.
GCCGCCGUCUUUCGCAUGUGUAAUUAAAUCGUGACAAAAAAAUUUUACUGAGUUAAUAAUGUGAAAAGCGUAUAUAUAUAUGUAAGUGUUUAAGUAAUUUAACUUUAAACAGACAGCUAAAAUGUAUUGUGCGAGUGAUAAACCUAUACCCCGUGUGUCAUCUUCGCAAUCUUCCAAGAAUGUCAAAGAUGGCGUGACAAUGAGGGAGAAGAGGGGGGGUGCUCUAAGCAAAAUGCAAAAGCUCAGGAAACGCCUGUCCCUUAGCUUUGGUAGAUUAUCUACAAAAGACGAGUCGGAAGGCGAGGGUGACCUGCGGCGGCAGAACGGCAGCGGGCGGGGGAAACUCACGUACAACGGCUACUCCGAGGAGUGCCUCGACAGGCUAGAGCCCAACGGCAACAUACCUAAUGAUAAAGAUUCACAUUAUGAAUGGAGCGACGGCACCGGCAACGGCGAGUACCGAGUGCGGCGGCAGCUCUCCGUGUCGUCGGACUCCAAGCUGCUGGACGAGGGGGCGCGGGAGGACGCCGCCGUGGUCAUGCGGCCCAAGCGGCCCCCCAGACCCAAGUCCGAGGCCUUCCUCGGCCCGUCAGAACACUCUAACCGUCGCACCAAGCGAUUUAGUGCCUUUGGGGGUGACUCUCCGUUCGGGAAGUCGGAGGCGUACAUCAAGCUUGAGCAGCUCGGCGAGGGCUCGUACGCGACUGUAUUUAAAGGAUAUAGCAAUUUAACGCAACAAGUGGUGGCGCUGAAGGAGAUCAGACUGCAGGAGGAGGAAGGCGCGCCCUUCACGGCGAUACGCGAGGCGUCGCUGCUCAAGGAGCUGAAGCACGCGAAUAUCGUCACGUUACACGACAUCGUGCACACGCGGGAGACGCUCACCUUCGUCUUCGAGUUCGUGGACACUGAUCUCUCACAAUACAUGGAGCGGCAUCCUGGCGGACUCAACAAGCACAACGUCCGGCUGUUCAUGUACCAGCUGCUGCGGGGGCUGGCGUACUGCCAUCGCCGGAGGGUGCUGCACAGGGACGUGAAACCCCAGAACCUGUUAAUCAGCGCACACGGCGAGCUGAAGUUGGCGGACUUCGGGCUGGCGCGUGCCAAGUCCGUGCCCAGUCACACGUACUCCCACGAGGUGGUCACGCUGUGGUACCGCCCGCCAGACGUCCUCCUCGGCAGCACGGAGUACAGCACGUCGCUGGACAUGUGGGGCGUGGGCUGUAUAUUCGUGGAGAUGCUGAGCGGCGUGCCCACCUUCCCCGGCGUCAGGGACACCAACGACCAGCUCGAUAAGAUCUUCAAGGUACUAGGAGCGCCCUCCGAAGACAGCUGGUCGGGUGUAUCCCGGCUACCGGGUUACCGACAGAACGCGGCGCGCUGGGCGUCGUUCGCGCCCCGUCCCCUCUCCGCGCCCUUCCCUCGGCUACGCGAGGCGGGGCGGGAAGCGCAGCGUCUCGCGGCGGCGCUGCUGCAGCCGGACCCGACGCGUCGUCUCGCCGCCCCCCGCGCGCUGUCACAUGACUACUUCGCCGAUCUGCCGGGGAGACUGUCGCAUUUGCCGCACGAGGUGUCGAUAUUCACGGUGGAAGGCGUCUCCAUGCAACCUGAAGAGUGACCGCCGCGGUAGUUAGUUCCCUAUAGUCUACUCGCGGGCCGCACGGGGGUGAUGGCUGAUCAUGAUACCGUAGACAGGUAUAGAGAAUAGGUUAGAAAUACAGAAAUGACGUCACAUGUGUAACAGAUGCGGGAUUGUGACGUUGCGCUUCUGUAUUCGUUAGAAUAAUAUCAAGUUAGUAUAAAAAGAGACAGAUGUAUAGAAGUGUGACGUCACGUUUCUGUCAAUCGAGCCAUCAUAUUACAUAAGUAGACAAAAAUAGUAAAUUACGACGUCACUUAAAUCGGCAACUGUACCUUCAACUAUGAUGAUACAUCUACGAACGGAAGGUCGAUCGAAUAAUCUACAAGAUAUCAUAGGUUGAAGGUCGAAUGAGCUCCAAGAAUAAGGAGGUUGAAGGUCAAAUCUACAAGACUUUAUAGAGUAGAGUAAAGUAACUUUAAAGAGUAAAUUUUACUCUAUAAAGUUUUGUAGAUUCGACCUUCAACCUCUAAUUAAGUCUUAGGACCUCUGGUCGAAGCUCAAAUGAUCUCCAAGAAUCAAGAUCUUUGAGGUCUACGGUCGAUAGGACCUACCAAUAUUCGAAGGUCGAUAAGGUCGAUUGACCUACGAGGUCAAAGAUCGAAAGGUCGAUCGACCUGAGCCAUCACCCCGCCUAUCCCACGUCCAUCCGUCAACGCUUACGACAAAUGUUUAGCGCUUGUUAAGCUUCUAAUUGUAUCCAUCCAUGUAAUUCAAUUAUUGUAUGGCGACAAGGUAACGGUGUGUCGAAAGUGCAUCCGGGGGCGGCAACAUGUAUGCAUGAUUUUAAAUAAAAUGUAAUAUACAAAGUAUACUAGAAAAAUUGAAGCAAAAAUGGAAGGCAUAGAUAUACCAGAAGAAUAGUAAAUUUUGGUAUACUCCACUUGGGCUAACUUGCCGCUAGCGGUCAUUGACUGCCUGUCAAAAACUUGUCAUUUUCCAUAU